Messenger RNA from Syzygium oleosum, 1838 nucleotides. Its product is annotated as transcription factor TCP12. NCBI's taxonomy places the organism in Eukaryota, Viridiplantae, Streptophyta, Magnoliopsida, Myrtales, Myrtaceae. Gene Ontology annotation, molecular function: sequence-specific DNA binding; DNA-binding transcription factor activity. Gene Ontology annotation, cellular component: nucleus. The record is from RefSeq and is a predicted model, not a curated record. The coding region runs from base 441 to 1430 and encodes 329 amino acids. The transcript has a single exon. Gene Ontology annotation, biological process: regulation of secondary shoot formation.
CUACCUCAUCUUUCCAUCUAUAAUCUCUCUCUCUCUCUCUCUCUCUCUCUCUAGGGCUUUCCUAUAGCUGUCUUCAUCAAGUAGCUCUGUCUCCUCUUUCUGAGCUGAGAACUUUAAAAAAAGUCAGUAUCAUGGCAAUACCACCUCCCCCCCCCCCCACGUGAAAUUAUCAUCGCUAUCUGUUUCUCUCUCUUUCUCUCCUUCAAAAGGAAAAUAAUUGGCGACAUUGAUCACAUCUGCUAUGAAUGCAACCAACUUAUUUGCUCCUCAAGCAUCUCUAGCCAGUGAUCGAGCAUUACACAUGAGCAUGCAAAUAUGACCCAGCUCGCUUCGCAGUUACCGUCAUAAUGAAUCUCCCUCCUCUCUAACAUUCUACCUCCUCUGUGUGAUCUUUUCAUCCAUCUCUCUGCUUGUCUGCAAUAAAUUUCAGAUCGUCAAGCAUGUUUUCCGCGAACGGCGACGGUCAUCACAGCCCGUUUCUUCCCACGGAAGAAGCCCUGGCAAUUGCCAGAGCCUCUGAAAAUCAAGGAGCAGGUGGCCACCCCUCGCCCUUCACUCACUUCCCUUCGGUACCUAACCACAUCGAUGGCGCGUUAUCCUCUCUCCAUCCCUAUUUCUCGCAACAACAUGUUGCACCACCUGAUGCCAAUUUCACUAGCUUCGCGGCUUCGAAUCAGACGACUCCUCCGAAAUCUCCCGUCGAUGCCAAUGGGGUCGAGGUUGUUGAUCCCGUGAAGAACAAGAAAGCGUUGCCUCGGCAGAGGAGCGCCGGCAAGAAGGACCGGCACAGCAAGAUCCGGACGUUGCAAGGCCUGCGAGACCGGAGGAUAAGGUUGUCGGUGCAGGUGUCGAGGAAGUUCUUUGACCUGCAGGACACGUUAGGUUUCGAUAAGGCAAGCAAGACCAUCGAGUGGCUCCUCUCUAAGUCCAGGAGCUCCAUCAAGGAGCUGGUAGGCCGAAACAUCACCAAGCAAAGGGAUUGCGGCGGCGAUGUAAAGGUGGCUCAGGCAGAAGCUGAAGCAGAACACGAACAAGAACAAGAUGUUAGCAAUAGGAAAGAGGUGAUAAAAUCUAGCGCUGCUAGGGAAAGGGAAAAGGCGAGGGAGAGAGCAAGAGAGAGGACUAGAGAGAGAAACCCUAAUGCUUUGGAGCUCUCCGGUGCCGAUGGUUUCUGUGCCCACCAGCAAGCGAUCAACAAUGAUGACUCGGCGCAAGAAUAUGGGCAAUUCGAGUCAGAGAUGGACGACUCAUUAAGCAUCAUCGACAAGUUCUUGUGUGAUGCCACGGCAGCAACAAGCAGUGCCGAGAUGGCAAACUACUAUCCUGAAACAAGCGGUCUCUGUCCUGCGAUGAGAAGCACAGAUCUCCUGGCAGGUAUCAUUCAAGAGUUUGACAGUUCCUCGUUUAUUUGGCCAAGAACAGAACCCUAGAUUUCCUCAGCUAUAUCUUCACAAAACGUUACUUCAUGAGUUCUAUAAAAAUUAUUGAAAAUGCAAAAGAAGAUCGAAAGAAAUUGGGGUAUUGAUUCUGAUCUCCUCCCUGCGAUCAGGCAAUUCUUCAUAUGUCGCAUCUCGAGCCACAGUAAUUGAUGUCUUAGAGGUUGGCUGUUUUGUGUAAUUUCCUCUUUGGGAAUUGCAUGCACUAGGGAGAGCAAAGAACUCUUUUUUGGAGAGAGUGUAUCGUGCCUCCAGUUAAGAAACUUUGAAAGUGCUGUGGUUUGUGCAUUGUAUUUCUGCAAAUCCCUUCGGUUAUCCCGUCUAUAAUUUUCUAGUCUCUAGGCAAAAUUGGAUAUCAUGCCGGGAAUGGUUUCUUAUGUCAAAUCAAUGAUGUGAGAGCUG